Molecule: messenger RNA, 3450 nt
Organism: Suillus subalutaceus
Lineage: Eukaryota; Fungi; Basidiomycota; Agaricomycetes; Boletales; Suillaceae
Exons: 23
Coding region: 1-3450 (1149 amino acids)
Biological process (GO): protein deubiquitination
Cellular component (GO): cytosol; nucleus
Molecular function (GO): cysteine-type deubiquitinase activity; protein binding; cysteine-type endopeptidase activity
Source: RefSeq, a predicted model, not a curated record
AUGCCUCCGAAGCGCAAACAUCGCUCGUCACCGGCUCCUAAGGGACUAGCUGCAGGGGAACAACUUAAACGAGGCAAAUUGCCUGCCAGCGAUCCAUGGGGUUGGGUUGGCACGGAGGUCACCUGUUCCUCUCAGAUCACCUUGGAACAUCGCCUUAUGUCGUGUGGCCUUUCUCGGAGAAGUAAUAACCCGCUCUGUGCCAACAAGUACGCACACAAGCCAGAGAAGCAUAGCAGCCCUACUCCCAAGCGUGAAUCCGCAGGUGGCGAGCCGGGAGACGACGUAAUCGUUGUCUCGGAUGAUGAACCAACACCAUGCAGUAAGAAGUUGUGCAAGAACAACCCCAAUUGUUUGAAUUACCUCGGACAAGAGACAUGGAAAGAUGAAGACAAAGUCAGGGAAUUAUUCCUGAAGGCAUCUGACCUAGGGUUCAACCCAGUGCUUAACGCCCGGGAUCCCGAACUUCCUGUUGGCUUAAAGAAUCUUGGCGCAACGUGCUAUGCGAACGCCUUCAUUCAAGUGUGGUUCCGAGACUUGGCUUUUCGCAAUGGUGUCUAUAUGUGUCAGCCUUCACAAGAUAAGGAAGACGUAUUUGAGGAUUCGCCCAUAUUUCAGUUACAAGUGACGUUUACUGCAUUGCAGGAAUGCACCCAAAACGUCUUCAAUCCUGAAAGACUUGCCGAAAGCUUAAAGCUUUCAACCUCAGAACAGCAAGACGCACAAGAGUUCUCAAAGCUUUUUAUGUCUCACCUUGAUGCUGAAUUCCAGAAGCAGUCAUCACCAUCUUUAAGAUCACUUGUAUCCAACCAGUUUCAAGGGGAGCAAGUAUACGGCACGAUCUGUGGCAAUUGCCACAAUAAGUCUGAGCGGUCUACGGACUUCCUUGAGCUUGAAAUAAAUAUCGAGAACAAUGCUCGGCUGGAGGACCGUAUCGCCGCUCUUCUACAGGACGAGAAACUCACUGGUGACAACAAGUUUGAUGCCACACGGUAUACUGAGUUGCGAAACCUUCCCCCUGUACUCCAUUUCUCCCUCUUACGAUUUGUUUACGACUUUGCCUCCAUGGAGCGCAAGAAGUCUAAACACAAUCUUCUGUUCCCAACGACGCUUGAUAUGGACCAAUUUGUAGGCUCUGCUGCCGCCCGAAAAGCGGCAAGUAGCGACAAAGGUGCCAGAAAGAACAUCUAUGAGCUCAGAGGCGUUUUAUUACACAAGGGACCGAGUGCAUAUCACGGUCACUAUGAGGCUCAAGUUCUGGAUACUGCAUCGAAUACGUGGUUUCAGUUUGACGAUGAAAACGUCACGAAGAUUGAUUCACUCGGAGAGAGGAGAUACACUGGCCGUGAUAUAGUUGAUGUUCUGAACGGGAACCCCAAGAAGGGAAGUACUGGAAAUCCCCGUGGACGUCCCGCAAAGAAAAAGCGGCGGAUCGAUGAUAGCGACGAUGACGUUGUUGAGGACAUCUUUUUAUCGAAAGACGUCUAUAUGCUUAUUUAUGUUCGCAAGGAUGUUCGAUCCUCAGACAAUGCCAACGGUCAAGGAUCCGAGCAUACAAACAUGGCGGUUGAUGCUGGAAGUUUUUCCCCUCCCCCGCGCGCUCAGGAGGUUGUAAAUAGUCUGAAUGCAGCUCAUGACAUGGCCUGUGACGCAUAUGCGAAGAGGGAAAAAGAAGCGAAGGAACAUUUUAGUAAGUUGCUCAAGAAGAUGAAAGACGUCUAUUCUUCUUGGAGCAUCAAUUCUAUGGAUGAGGACUCCGUCAUUAUAAGCCGUCAAGCUCUCGAACGAUGGUUGUCCAAACCUCUUGCCAAGUCGAAAACCAAACCUAAGAGUGGAGAGGAACCAGAAACCACACCCGAAAUUUUGCCAACUUCAGACAUCCUUUGCCAGCACGACGCCCUGGAUCCCCAAAGAGCUAACAAUAUGAAGCGUGUCUCCGCUAGCGCUUAUGAACAGCUCACUGAGUUUGGCGAGUGUGAAAUUUCUCCGGUAUGCCAGGUGCAUGGCGUUUGUGAGAUUUGUGUCAGGGAAUCAUUCAUAGAAAAACUGUAUCAAGUCGAACAUCCUCGACUGGUAGCACAGUUCGAUGCGGUUUGUGAUGAAACUCCCGAUCAACCUGGCCACUGGAUAUCCAAGAAUUGGCUCAAAGACUGGCGAUUGCAGAAGCCCAAAAUGCACACACCACUGCAAGGAGAUGCGCCACCCGAUGCCCCAGAGUAUCUUGGGCAUGUUGUGUGCGAACAUGGUCAACUGUCGCUGGUGUCCACAGCACGAAAGAGCAUAUCCACCAAGGCUGGUGACAUUAUCAAAGGCUUGUUCCCUCAGUGGGUACCACGCUCAACUCAGGAAGAGCCCUGUGCUAUUUGUGAAGCCACCAUAAAUAUGUCCAGGGAAGACAAGCGUGAGCUACGGAGGAAAGCUGAAGACGAGAAGGCACGGCUACGUCACAUGCAUGACAACGCCCUAACAGGAAACACUCUGCUCCUCGAGAAUGUUCCUUGUGCCAUCCUGCCUGCACACUUCGUGCGUUUGUGGAGAAAGUGGGUCACUCGGCCAACAGAUGGACCACGUCCCGAAGGAGUCAAUAAUUCACAAUUCCUGUGCGAGCAUGGGCACCUUCUUUUCGAUCCCAACUGUCCAAACGAUUGGGAUACAUCUAUUGCGGUUGUACAAAUGACAGAGUGGAUGCUACUAGCAGAUUUGUAUCCAUGCAUCUCUCCGAUCACACUGGAGAAGAAGCUUGUCGAAAAUCCACCAAACGUAUUUGACACCAAGUUUGAGCACGAUAUCCCCGUGUGUCAUGGCUGUCGUUCAAAGAGGCGGUCUAACUAUGAUGUUGCCGAGAUCACUGUUCGGCUGUUGAGCGGGAAAAACGCGUCCAAGGAUGUUGUGACGCAGGAGAACAAGAGCCAUAAAUCCGAGGAGAAUGGUCAGCAUCCUCAAAUGGCAUAUGGAUCUAAUAGGACCUUUGGUACGCGGCAAUCAAAGCGUAUACGCGAAUCCAAGGAUGGUGUGGAAAAGAAACGGAUCACUGUCUCCAAAUCAACUACGGUGAAGGACAUUAAAGUGAUGCUAUAUGAAGCGCUCAAGAUCCCAACAAUCUGUCAACGACUGUCCUACUGUGGCCAGGAACUUGACGAUAGUUCGGUCACUGUUGCAACGCUUGGACUUCUCAUCAACGAUGUCCUCGAUCUUCGGGAAGAGGCAGAAGAUGACGAGAAUGCAACGACAGACGACGUCACUCGUGCAAAGAAAAGGCGCAAGGAAGAGCGAGGUUUCGGCGGUACCCUGUUGGCUUCGUCACAUCCAAACAUCGUUGCAGAUGCUACUGUAAGCUCUGAGGGGGAGCUGCAGUCUGACCACGAGUCCCCCCAGAUCUGUCGGGUGUGCGAUGUGCAGAACCCUCCCAACGGACAGCAGUGCAUGUUUUGUCAGAAAGAUUUGAAACUUUGA